This is a messenger RNA of Trichosporon asahii var. asahii CBS 2479, 1266 nucleotides long. RefSeq lists its product as uncharacterized. NCBI's taxonomy places the organism in Eukaryota, Fungi, Basidiomycota, Tremellomycetes, Trichosporonales, Trichosporonaceae. The transcript is spliced from 4 exons. Gene Ontology annotation, biological process: base-excision repair, AP site formation. Gene Ontology annotation, molecular function: mismatch base pair DNA N-glycosylase activity. Bases 1 to 1266 code for a protein of 421 amino acids. The record is from RefSeq and is a predicted model, not a curated record.
AUGUCACAAGCAUCACCCAUAGCCGAAAGAUUAUCACGAUACGCAUACUCGCCGUCGCAAGGUGCCUCCCGCAAGCGACCUCGACCUCUGCCUGUCAAAGAGGAGGUGCCUUCCUCCUCCGAUUCUGAAGGUGACGACUCCGACAGCAGCCCCAGCGGAAGCGACGCCGAGGCCCCCAGAGAGCGAGCAACAAAACGACGGGCUGAUGGCACUGUGAUCAGCUAUGGGUGGCCCAAAAAUGUCAAGGUUGCCCACCCCUCCAAGUACGAAGGCUAUCCCGAGCUAGACGACCUCUUGCGGCCAGGACUGGACUUGGUGUUCAUUGGUAUUAAGCCCCGCGCGACGCUGACAGAGCAGAGAUCACUAUACGGAAGCGGUUUGACACCUCGCCUUUUUACGCCUUAUGAGGAUCUGAAACUUCCCGACCAGUGCGACAUUGGUCUCACUAACUUGGUGGACCGGUGCACGUCCAUGGCGUCUGAGCUCUCGACCCUUGAGCAACGCAUUGCGGUGUACGGUCUCGCCAAGAAAUUGGCUGAGAAUGGCCCGAAGGUUGCCUGCUUCGUUGGAAAGGGCAUCUGGCAGCAGUUUGAGUCAAUCGUGAAGCGGUCAGCCUCGCCAGCUGCCGGGAACGGAGCAGCGGUGAAUCAGGAGGACGAGGCAGGUCCCAGCCAGGGAACGAACAGAACCCCUCGCGUCAUCCGCUACAGCUUACAGAACGGGCAGGUGACGGAGGAUCAGACUUCAGCUGCCAACAGCCAAGUCAAAGCUGAGCCCGAGUCGCCUUCAUCAUCCUCGGCAUCGGUCGGGGAAGUGGAGAUGAACCUUCUGGAUGAUGGUCUGGAUGAGCCCAUCACUCCACUGCGAAACGGGCGCAGCCCGACCAUCACGCCCACACCGCGAGCUCGAAAGGGCAAGGCCAAGGCGACUCCCAAGCCCAAGCCGCCCAAACGGCCGUUCCUCUGGGAUGCUCCCCAGAUGUACCGUCUCCCAUCCUCAGCUGAGGGCGGAUACACCUAUCUCUGGGUCGUACCGAACACGUCCGGCUUGGAGCGGUCCACGCUCGGCGAGCAGAUUGAGCACUUCUCUGCCCUCAAGCGACUGGUGGACCGGCGCAAGCGUGGCGAGGGCCCGCUUGCUCCGGACGAGGACGGCAACGCGCCUCCUCCCGUCGAAGACGUGUUCUGGAACAUUGACCUGGACGCUGUCAGACAAACCUGCGAGGACGAGAAGAACAAGCGACUCGCAAACAAGAAGCGCAAGUAG